This is a messenger RNA of Cladocopium goreaui, 1360 nucleotides long. NCBI's taxonomy places the organism in Eukaryota, Dinophyceae, Suessiales, Symbiodiniaceae. The record is from the annotation of a GenBank genome assembly.
AUGGCAACCUUCAUUGCCUGUUUGGGGCAAGCUCUGUCGCCCGAUGGAUCUGUCCCGGUGACCCUGGCGAACCGCGCCGCCGUGGCGGCGGAGCUGCACCACCGCACCGGCGCACGCAUCAUUUUGAGCGGCGCCGAUGUGAGUCGCGUGGGAAGCUCCGAGGCGCAGGUCAUGAAGGCGAUCCUGACCUCUGCGCCGCACUCCGUCGAUGCCCGCGCGCUGCUCUUGGAUGAGUUGGCCUGCAACACCAUCGAAAACGUGCGAAACACUUUGGCCAUUAUCAGAAGAGAAGCGCCCAGUGUGGCUGCUGGAGAUAUCAAGAUGUAUCUGGUCACCUCCGACUUCCACUGUCCUCGUUCGGAGUUUAUCUUCAGGACUGUCUUCGAAUCCGAGGGUGCUGGUGAGGUGGAAAUUGAAAGCUGUCCAGCCUUCAGUGCCUUAAAGGAUGACAUCUCAGAUGAUCCGAAGAAAGAAAUGCUGACGGAUUUCAAAUUGCACAAGAUCAUGAAAGACAUCAACGAGUGGGGUAUUUUUAUGCGCCUUUGUCACGAGAAUGCCUUGAUGGUCAACAAGAUGCAGAGUUGGCUCCGUGAAUAUGGGGUGGAGAAGCAGAACCCCAAGCAUUUCGACAGGGCCUUGAAACAGCUUGCAGAGCUGGUUGAGCAAGCACGCCGCGGCGACUACGGCAAGACGACACCAUUGGCUUCUCAGCAAGACUGGGUGCCACUGACGCUGGCGAACCGAACGGCACAUGCUGCGCAACUCCACAAGACCCUCGGAGCGCCCAUCAUUUUGAGUGGUGCUGAUGUUAGCCGCGUUGGCAUCACUGAAGCACAGGCCAUGAAAAAAAUCCUCUCAGCCGCUCCACACGGCGUGGCGAAGGAAGCUCUGCUGCUGGAUGAGUCGGCAAAAAAUACCAUCGAAAAUGCUCGAAACACCUUGUCCAUCAUCCGCAAGCACGCGCCUGGGCUGGCCACUAAAGACAUCAAAAUGUACCUGGUGACCUCUGAUUUCCAUUGUCCACGCUCCGAGUUCAUCUUCAGGAAUGUCUUCGAAUCCGAGGGUGCCGGUGAUCUGAUGAUUGAAGCCUCUGCCGCCUUCAGUGGUCUACCUGAUGACAUCUCCAAGUUUCCAGAGCAAGAGAUGUUGACGGGCUUUAACUUCCAGCGCAUGAAAGACAUCAACGACUGGGGCAUCUUUCGUCGCCUCUGUCACGAACACGCCUUGAUGACCAACUUGAUGGGAUUGGAGCUCCGUGAAUAUGGUGUGGAACAACAGAAUCCUCAGCAUUUCGAUAAUGCGACCAAUCAGAUCUUGGAUCUGAUCGAAAAGGCCCGCCGCAUGGAGGUAGCACAUUUAG